CUGUGCUGGGUGAUCCAAAAGACAACUUGAGCGAGUCAGAAGUGUGUUCUGCAUGUACCACACUCUAUAUAGAAGUACCCCAUGGGUGCUGUUGUGUGUUGGGCACACCUCUGGCUUGUCAUAAAGCCAGAAGGUGAAAUUACUCAAAUGACUCUGGAAAGGUUAUGCUUGAUUUCAAGACAUUAUUGAUAUUCUCGAUGGCAGCCUUGAUGCCCGGUGAAGCAUGCUUUGCAUUGAGUGGUAUUCCCUUUGUAACUCAGUUUUUUUGUUUUGUAAUUAGGUUUAGUGAUCUUAACCCUGUGUGUACACAACGGUUGUAUUGAAAGGUUAUUACUUUUUUUAUUGAAGCUUAUUAAAGAGUGCUUCAAUUUCCUCCCACAGUCCAAAGACAUGCAAGUAGGCUAAUUGGAGACUCUAAAUUGACCAUUGGUAUGAAUGGUGUGUGUGCCCUGCUAUAGAUUGGUAGCUUGUCCAGUGUGUAUUCUUGCCUCUCGUCCAAUGCUUGCUGGGAUAGGCUCCAGCACCCCCUCCCCCAUGACCCUGCUCAGGAUAAGCAGAUAUAAAUAAUAAUACUGAUAAUAAUAAUAAUAAUAAUAAUAAUAAUAAUAAUAAACACAUUAAAUGGUAAUGCUGAUGAUGAUGAUGGUAAUAAUAAUACUAAUACUGCCUGUGCUAUUUAAUGUUUCCAAGACUUCUGAGCCUGUAUGAUAAGUUAUACUAUAAAAUACCCAAUGGGGGAAAAUAAUAUCUCUGAAAUAUGAAUUAUCAAGAGUAUCAGGCUUCAAAAAUUGGCUUAUAAUAAAUAUGACGCAGACACAAAUAGCCCAUGUUGGGCACUUGGGCAAUAUAAAAUUCGUGAUUCUAAUGAAUAAUUCAGUAAACUCCUCCUCCGAAUUGGGCUGUGCCCAAUGAAUAAUAACUAGCCCUGCCCCUCUAAUAUUUAUUAAUUUGGUCCUUCUGACAGCCCCGAUGUUCAGUCUCGUUAUGGCGUUUUACCAACCCAGAAUGAGAUUUUUUAGUGCUGGGUGCAUUGGAAUUUACCACUUAUGAGAUGUGACGUUCUGUUCGGCUUGUCAUCGUGAACAUGAAAAUGGAAGAAGAGGAUAGUCCGACGAGGGCGGUACCGAGUACCAGUCCAGACGGGAAAAAGGGUGGUGUCGAAGAUAGCGGGUCUUCUGCUCGUGUCCUACUGGACACUGAGCUUUGCGAAACUGGAUCUAAUCAAGUGGCAGGUCUAAACUGCCACAACGGGCGGACCUGGCGUGGUGGAACCGGAAUACGAGUUCUGAAGCGCAAUAUGAAGCGGAAUGGGAGUCGGGGCUGUGUGACCAGGAAGACCCGCUUUGGGUCACGGGAGCGGGACUGGUUGAAGGGGGACGCCCAGCGGGGGUGCGUGUGCCUCUAUGGGGCGGCAGACCCCCAGCUCCCCUCCUCAGGACCCCAGACCUCCUCUACCUCACAGCCGGACCUGCGACUGGUACUCUGCUCCACCAGCACCACGGUGGAGGAGCUGUGUGCCCAAGGGGAGAGUAAGGACCUGUACCUGCAGCUGCAUGGGGACCUGAUCAGGAGGCUGGAUCCCACAGAGCGCCCUCUCCAAAUCGUGUACGACUACCUGGCAGCCAUGGGGUACAGGGACCCACUGAGGAUACAGUGGGAGGCGGCCAACUCGGACCUGAGCUGUAUGAUUCGCUUCUACAGGGAGAGGCCGCUGAGCGCGGACCAGCUGGAGCGCACGCUGCUGACGGGCGUGUUCAGCGUGCGGAAGGGCAAGACGCAGCUGCACAAGUGGGCGGAGCGACAGGUCAUCCUGUGCGGCACCUGCCUGAUCGUGGCCUCCGUCAAAGACUGCCUGACGGGGAAGAUGCACAUCCUGCCGCUGGUGGGGGGAAAGGUGGAGGAAGUCAAGCGAAGACAGCACUGUCUAAUGUUCAGCUCAGCUGGACCCCAGGCCCAGACUUACUUUGUCAAUUUUGACCAGCUGGCAGACUACCAGAGGUGGCACCGACAGGCAUCUAAGGUGGUGUCCCAGACCGUCAGUCUGGUGGAUCUGUCCUGCUACAGCCUGGAGCGCGUGCCCGAGUACCUCUUCUACAGCCAGGACAUCACGCACCUCAACCUCCGCCACAACUUUCUGAGGCUGGAGGGGGCGGGCGGACUGCACAGCCUCAAUAGAUUCUUACAGCUGAAGAGCUUGAAUUUGUCCCAUAACCGACUGGGCACCUUCCCAGAGUCCAUAUGUGAGGUCCCCACACUGACUGAGCUCAACCUCUCCUGCAACGGCAUCCAUACCGUGCCCUGCCAGAUAGGCAAGCUUCAGAGCCUGCAGACUCUGUCCCUGGAGGGGAAUCACUUGAGCGCCCUUCCCGAGGAGCUCGGCGGCCUGUCGCAGCUCAGCAGCCUGGGGCUCGCCUUCAACCAGUUCCCCCGCAUCCCUGCCGUGGUGGAGCGGCUCACCGCCAUCGACAGGCUGUCCAUGGCCGGGAACAGGGUGGAGACCCUGGAGCUGGGCUUCCUGGGCCGGAUGAGUCACCUCAAGAUCAUCGACCUGCGGCUGAACGGGCUACGCUGGGUCCAGAGCGACGGCCUGGAGCCCGUGAGGCAGGUGACCUACCUGGAUGUGAGGGACAACCACCUGAGCGCCCUGGACCUCAGCUCCGCCUGCAGCCUGGAGACGCUGCACUGCGAGCGCAACCAGCUGGAGAUGCUAACGCUGAGUGGCUUCAUGCUGCGCGCGGUGUACGCCAGCAACAACCGCCUGACCACAGUCAAUAUCUACCCAGUUCCCAACCAGCUGAUGCACUUGGACCUAUCAUGUAACCUCCUUGAAUACCUUCCAGACUGGGUGUGUGACACCAGGAAAAUUGAAGUGCUGGACGUCACUCACAACUUUCUGUCCGAACUGCCCGCAAGACUGCUAGGUAGCCUGAGUCUGAGAAAACUGCUGGCCGGCCACAAUCGGCUGCAGAGAGUGCCUGACCUGCUGGACCAUAUCCCGCUGGAGAUGCUCGACCUCCAGCACAACAAGCUGGGCCAGCUCCCAGAGAGCUUCUUCUAUAAGGCGCUAAACCUAAGGUACCUGAACCUGUCAGCCAAUUCCCUGGAGGCUAUCCCCCCAAGCAGCCAAUCAGAGCAGAGUCUCAGCAACCUCCAGGAGUUGUACCUGACUGGCAACAGUCUGAAUGAGAACAGCGCCGCCCAGCUGGUGGAACAUCAGAACCUGCGCGUCCUGCACAUAGCCUACAACCAGCUUCUGUCCUUUCCUGCAAGUAAGCUGAGUAAACUGGAGCUGCUGGAGGAGCUGAACCUCAGUGGGAACAAGCUGAAGACCAUCCCCUCCACCGUGUCCAGCUGCAAGAGACUGCACAUCCUGGUCGCACACUCCAACCACAUCAGCGUCUUCCCCGAGAUCCUCAACCUUCCUGAGAUCAGGCUGGUGGAUCUGAGCUGUAAUGAGCUGACGGAGAUCGUGCUGACGGACUCUGUGCCUGCAACACUGCAGGAGCUGGACCUGACAGGCAAUAGCAGCCUCAUCCUGGAGCACAAGACACUCAAUCUCUUCAGUCACAUUGCUACCCUGAAGCUGGAUCAGAAGCAAGUCAUUAUGACAGGAGACUCUCUGGGUUCCUCCAUCCUGUGGAACCACGGAUACUCAGAACUGAGUGGCCACAGAAAUAAGCUGUGUGUGUCAGUGCUGGCGGUAGAUCGAUUCAGGGACAGCGCGGAGGCUGUGUAUGGCAUCUUUGACGGGGACCGCAAUGAGGAGGUGCCCCGCCUACUGCAGUGCACCAUGGCGGAGGUGCUGGCCGAGGAGAUAGAGCACUCCAGCGUGGACACUGUGUACCUGAGCAACACCUUCCUCACUUCACACCGCAAACUGGGCAUGGCCGGGCAGAAGCUGGGCGCCUCGGCGCUGCUCUGCUACAUCCACCACGAGGCCUCCAACCCCUCCAACUUCAGCCUCACCCUGGCCAACGUGGGAACGUGCCAGGCAGUGCUGUGUCGAGACGGGCAGCCCCUGGCCCUGUCGAAGGUCUUCAGUCUGGAGCAGAGCAUGGAGGAGACAGAGAGGGUUAAAAGCAGCAAGGCCAUCAUUACAGAGGAUAACAAGGUGAGCGGGGUGACCCGCUCCUCCCGCCUCCUGGGCUGCUCCUACCUGUCCCCCUGGGUGCUGCCCAAGCCGUGGGUGCACACCGAGCCCCUCUGCUCCCAGGACGACUUCCUGAUCCUGGGGACCAGGUCGCUGUUCGAGGGGGUCUCGUACCAGGAGGCCGUGCGCACGGUACAGGCCGUGCGGGACCCGCUAGCCGCCGCCAAGAAGCUGUGCACCCUGGCGCAGAGCUACGGUUGCCGGGACAACGUGGGGGCGGCAGUGGUGUCCCUGCGCGUCGGGGAGGACGGCUGCACCUGCGAGGCCGAGGGGAAGGGGGGCGCGGGGGCGGUGCUGCCCACCUUCGGUCCCGCCCCCCUGGGGGACCCUCCCGCCCUUUCCUCCAGCAGCGGCGUCACCUCGGAGUUCAGCAGCGAGCUGUCCGCCUCGGAGGUGGGCAGCGAGGCCGGCUCCACCGCCUCUGACGAGCACCCUUCCUCCAGCCCCGCCCGGCCAGAGAGGCGCUGCAGCCUGCACCCCGCUGCAGCCGCCAGUGGGGCGGGCGUCCCUGGCCCCAGCCCUGGCCCCGGCCCCGGCCCCGGGGUCAUCAACGCAGGGCUGUUCCAGCGCCAGCCAUCCUGCGCCACCUUCUCCAGCAACCAGUCGGACAACGGGCUGGACAGUGACGACGAGGGUCCACUGGAGGGCGUCAUCUCCAAUGGGAGCAAAGUGGAGGUGGAGGUGGACAUCCACUGCUGCGCCUUUCCGAUCCGUUCAGUGUCUCCUGAAGCCCUCGACAACCAGGACCUCCUUGACAACCAGCGGGGCUCCGUUUACCAAAAUGGCGGUUUUGGUGGGAAGGCGCGACGCAGGGAAAAUGUGGUUGUGUCGGCCACGAACGGCUGCCUUCUAGCGGUGUGUGGCAGGGAGAUCUCUGACCUGAAAAAGUCCCCUUCCUCCUCCAGCCUUUUCGGAAAGAAGCUUUCCAACGGCUCCGUGGUAGCCCUGGAAGAUAGCCACAACCUCAUCGAGGUAGCCCUGGAGGCCCCCAAGAAGAAGUCGGGCUAUUUUGCUGCCCCAGCCCAGCAGGACCCCGAGGACCAGCUGGUGGUUCCGCCCAGCCUGGAGCAGGAUGUUAGAGAGCAGCUAAGGAUCCAGAACGCCGUCACCCCUGGACCUCCACCCCUGUCGACACACCCCCCUGCCAGAGACCCUGAGUGGAGCCAGCCUCCUCCACCUCCCCAGGACCUGAUCAGCACCCCUGCCCUGCAGCAGGAAGUCUAUGACACUGCACUGUAGAGGGCGUGGAGCAUAAUGCCACGCCCACAGGAAAUAAGAUGCCAUACCAAGGUUAGCCCCCUUGGAAUAUUACAGAUCAAGUUUCCUUUUGGGUCUGACCUAAGUCUGAGGCCCAGAAUGCACAGUUAUGAUUGCAUUAUGACACUUCCAGUGUUCUGAAACCAGUUUCACUGUGACUAAUAUUUUCUCUAGAAAAUCUGUCUGAAUAUGUGACUUUAUAAAAGAUGAUGAUGAGGGCCAGAGAGCAAAUUUAAUUUAUGGUAGAAGGCCAAAAUCCUAAACUGAACUGGAAUACCUUCUGUUAGUCGGUGUAUCACUACAAAAGCUAUAAGCAACAAUUGCCCUUUACACAGUUUACUGUCACUGUAACUGGCUCUUUAUUUACUUUAUUUAUCAUCUUCUGUCCCAAGGAAUCUAGAAGGUCUCCAAUGUCGUAGAAUAAUCGUGUGACCUAAAGGUGAAGAUGGGACAUAAAGUGCCUACUACACCUAACUCCACUGCUAACUCCCUGGCCUUGGCAUGUCCACUGGAGUAUUUAUUUUGCGGAAGGUUAUCACUGUGUGAUAGCACCUCUGGUACAAUCACCCGGCCAGGUUUCCUCUAUCUCAGACCUCAGAACCUGGCCAGCUGAUGACACUGAGGGUGGUCUUCUGGGCUGGCUGAGCUGAAAUGGGGUUUGCUGGACAUAUUCUGGGGUAAUGGGAGGGUUUGUGGGAGGUCUGUUUUUUUAUUUUUUUAUAAGUUAGUGGCAAAUGUGGUCCCAAGCAAUAUUUACUGAAAAGAAGGAGGGCCAAUCACCAAGUGAAUGCAUUGAAUGGUAUCAAUUCCAUGAAGCACUGUUACUGGAGCUUGGUGCUGGGAUGUGUGUUUAUGCACGUGAAAGAAAUAUUUGACUGUACAGGACAUCAUUUUCAAUCUUCGGCAUUGCUGCUCUCCCUAAUUCAUCUCAUGUUCUUACCCGCUAACUGCUAGCUGCUUACUUCCUCUUGAAACCAAACUCUGGUGGAACCAGGGCUGAUGGCCCACCUGCUUUUUCCAUGGUCUUUUUCAGGGUGCAGUGAGGUUGCUCCCGGCUUAGCUCAUAUCCCUGAUCUACCCCACUGAGCUGGGAUUACACGUUCCGCAUUAUCUGGAAAGCCGUGACAUAUUUCUCAAACAGUGAAUAAAUGGGGUUAAUGGGCAAUCAGCACUUGAGUCUUUCACAAUCAAGGAAAGAGACAAAAUUAUACAAAUUUCCGGUGCUGUUUUGACAUUCAACAAUAGAACAUAUUGCAGAUACCAUAUUAUCACGUCCAAAACAUAAAGGCCCGCUCAUGCGCAGCAAGUCUAAAAGCAAAAUGCAUUUAAAAACGUAGGUGGUGUUUCUGGUUUUUCAAUUACCUGUGCCUGUAUUAAAAAAAAGGCGUUAACUUUGAAUGUAACAUUGAUAAAAGCCUAAUUGGCUGAGUCAUCUGUUUUUUUGUCUGUUUUUCUUCUAUUAACAUUUUUAAACACAUUUUGCGUUCAGUCUUUCUGUGCGUCUGCGGGCUUUUAUGUUUUGGACUUAUUUGUUGUCGAUGCGCACCUCAAUAUGGUAUCAUGAGCACAGUGAUUUAAAAAGGUUCCAGAAACCAUAGCACUGUACUGAUAAACCCUGCACGAUCUAGUAGGGAAGCUGUGAAAUAAUAUAACUUGGUGCGUAUGUAUUUUAGUGUAGAGAGGUCAAAGGGGAAUGCCAGAGAUGGUGAAUCAUCAUGAAAAAACUGCAGAGCUGUACUACCCAGGAAUGGCUCCCACUACCUACAUUAACAAAACAGGUGGUAAAAUAGGGAGUGGGAUCUCUCCUCAGACUAUACAGAACUCUGUUAUUCCAGAUGAAUGCCUGUGCUACGGUGACUGUGCAAAAUGUUUUUUGAGGAUCAGCUGAGACUCAGUAUGAGACUGAAAAUGCACUCAAAGUCUUAACCUGAGAUUUUCACUCCAUGGCCAAACAUGUCCAGAGAACAGCAGAAAAGCAUAAUGGCUAUAUUGUAGUAUUUAUUUUUACAUAUAGGUAAUUGAACAAAUAUACCUGCAGUUGUGGUGUAUGUGUGAGUGUGGGUGUGUGUGUGUGCUUGUGCCUGUGUGGUUGCAAUAAGGACUACCAUAGCCAUGCUAUAUGACUUUUACUGAAAUGGUAAGGGUGCAGGAACAGUACAGUCUGGUCAAAUAGCACAGUACAUUUUUAUCCAUCAUUGUUUGAGAACCAUGGUUCUGAAAUAUUUCACAUAUUGAAAUAUGGCAGAUGGCGACAUCUAGUGGUAAUAAUUGAGAACUGUUGUAACUGGCCUUGGCAUUUUGUUGUCUUCUUUUAAAGUGUUCUGCAAACUGUAACUAUGACCCGUGUUGGCAAUGAAUGAUGUUUCAUGCAUAUUAAGUAGUGGAAAGUCAAAUCAUGUGGUAUAUACAACAAAUUCAGAAUAAUCAAAAAUUAUGCUGGACACCUGACUGCUACUAGAGAUACUGUACUGCUGACGUGGAGGUCAUUUGUGUGUAUAUUGCUAGCUGACUGAUUUCCAGUGGGCUUAACAGUGUACUGUAAGAUUAAAACUGGCUGACUCAUAGUGUGUUUCAAAGAGAUCGAGUGGGUGGCCAUUCGCUCCAUCCUGACAGUGCUUCUGUAAGUGCCACAGUAAAUCCAGGCACUCUUCUAUUAUUUAGGGAUAUAAUGAUAAAAUAUCUGAGGUUGAUUUGACUACAGGUUUAUGUAAUCUGCCCAGAACAGCUGUUCAUUUGCUAAGUCCGGCUCUGUGCCAUACCUCAUAUACUUUGCUCUCAAACACGAUCCAUAGAAUGUAUUUUCUGUAAGGAUGUGAGAUUGUUCAGUUAAUGUUUGAAGGUAAUGGUCUCCAAGCUGAUAUGACCUACGACAGUACUAGUUUCUGGUGCAGCAGUGUGCCUCAAGGUCUGUCAUUGACAGACACAUUGUUACACGCUUUCUUUUUUUAGGCAGAGUAUUCCACACAUCAUUAUGUAUUCAUAAAACCUCUGGAAAUUGGAAGAAAAGUAAAAAUGUAUAAAAAUAUUAGUAAUAUUAGUCAUUUGUCGAUCUGUCGGUUUCAUGGUUAUGCUGAAGGAAGCCUUCAACUAAAUGGCUUUUCCUUUGUAUUUAACUAGCUUGAAAUGCUAUUAGAAUAUACAUGACAAAUUAUGGCAAUGAACUCUAAUGCUUUCUAAUCAUUAACAGAAUUAUCAUUAAGUCAUUUUUUUUACCAGUGAAAAAUCUUAUCAUUGUGCCAAGAUUAAUGCCUAAAAUGCACUGGUUCUUUUAAAAAUAGGUUUGCGUGAUAAGGUUUGUGCUGAGAUGACUGGAGAAAUCUACCUUUCAUACUAUGCAGUAGGUAUUUGUUCACUACAGUGUGUGUUCUGGCAAGAUUUUGUGUCAGUGUAUGAGGCGGUAUGUUCUGUUUUCUUUACACAAAAUGCUCCCUUUAAAACAGUCUGUAUGGCUUAUACACUUUUAAAAUGAAUUAUAUGAUUCAAGCGAGUGUAAUUAAUUGUUUUUACUCGAGCUUCAUCUGUGUAUAUUUUAAUAUUUGAGUAUAUUUGCCAUGCACUGUGGCUGUGGCACAGAUCUGUGUAGAAAUUGUUGUGGCAAUUCUUGGCCUUUCAGAUAUGCUAAAUCUUCUCUAAGAGAAAGCAGCCAAUCAAACCUGAAAUGAAAAUUAUACUGUAAAUACUGUAGUAUACUAAUACUAAAUGAAUUGUCUGAUUCCUUUCCCAAUAAGUGUGAGCUUGUCUAUGAGCACACGGAUGCUGUGCACUUUAAGUACUACAACACGAUUGGUAACAAAAGCGGGAGCUGGUUCGCCAUCUCAAUUUUGCUGUAGGUCAUGUUCCCAUGAGUACACAAAAUUUAAUAGAAAAUGUUGGGAUUUUACUCUGAUGUUCAGCACAUGGAGAAAGAGGAACUUUUAAUAUAUGAUUUGUUUAUGAAGGCAUCCACUUUGCCUUUUCAUUUCAUAAUUGUUCUAUUGAAUAAACAGAGGUUUCUUCAGUUGUGGGCAUGCCCUAGAGCUGGGCCUCUUUAGCAGUUCAGAUCACCCUUACAUAAUACUAACAUCUCCAAAACUGGCAGUGAUUCAGAUAUGAAGUUCCUUUCCAGCUCACGCACAGUGCUGAAUCACAAAUCUGCACACAUUUCCUUCAGGAAUUUGCACGCAAGAACCCAGAAUGAAUAAUCCUAACCUUAAUUUACCCUGUUAGCAUGGCUAAGGGUCAGCUGAACUGAGUGGUGGUAGCUCAAAGCAAGUAGGCCAGAGCACUGCAACAUGAGGACAAAUCAUGAACAUUAUUUUAAAAUUAUAUAUGCAAAGUAUUUCAGAUUCUUGUGUAUAUAUUAGUGUGACCUUUAACUUGGUGUGGCUUAAAAAUGGGAAGUUUUAAAGCACCGUUAAGAUAGUGACUGUGUGUUUGUGUUCGUGUGUGUGUGUGUGUGCAUUUGUUUGACUUGUUCAGUGCAGUGUUCAGCUAUUGUGUCCAUCUUUUGCCAGCUCUCUGGUGGUUCACAUACAAUAACUGGUGGGGUUUAAUGUUUUUAGUGAGUGUGAUAGCCCCAGUAUAUGUACAGUAUUUGUGUAUAGGAAGUACAGUAAGGCUAAAUUCCCCUGGUAUGGCCAAGUCACUCAGUUCUUGAAAACUUUCUACCCCAAAAUCAUGGGAUAAAAUUUCCUUAUUACAAUAUGCUGAUAUGUGCUAAAUACACAGGUCACAAUUUAGACCCUCUUGAAUAAUCACUGUGAAAGCAGCCAUUCCAAAGCAUUGAAGGUAAUUUACAAUCAUUGUAAAUGUUUGGGCCAGACUCAGUCGGAUUGCAUCUGUACAACAUUAGGUAAAUUCCUGCAGAAAUGUGCACGGGAUGGGCUAAACCUGUAAUAAUGGAUGAGAUACACAGUUGAGAUUUGUUUCUCAGUGGUAGCCAGUUGAUUCAAAAUUACGUGGGAUGGGAGUGCAAAAUGUGGGAGGGGAUUUUCCAUGUUUGGUCCAUUGACUUUUCUAGAGGCCAUAUUUGCAUGGGCAUUCUUCUGAAAAGCAUUAAUGUUUGCUUUUUUGUGCACAAUAUUAGUUGUAUAAACUGGGCAUCAUCAUCUUAAAAAAGAACUACUAAAUGUACUUGCUGCACAAUAUAAAAACAUCAUGCCCUCAAACGUGCACGUUUAAAAAGCUACUAAAUAAUGUGCCUUUAAUCAAGCUCCCAUUAAUAUAUAACCUUAGGAUGUUUGUAAACCUACUUGGUACACACAGAAUUAAUCUGUGCCACUUUGUUUACAUUUUAGAUUUAAACAUUAUGCUCUAUCAGACCAGUUUCUAAAUUAUUUUUUCAUACAUUUCAACGGUGUAACCUAUAAUGUGUAACCUUAACUGUGUAACCUUGUGCCAUGUGUUCUCAUGAUGUUAACCAAGCAUUGUCUGUGGUUUGUGCCACUUUUCACAAAACAGAGUAUUUCUUUUGAGAAAUUGUGCAAUUGUGUAAUUGUGCUCUAGAUAACAAGUCUUUAACUUGGUUGUCUACAGUAUAUUGCCUGCAAGGAAAGUUAAAACAUAUUAUUUUUGUAUGUCACCUUGGCAAAGCUGGUCCAUUGUGUACCACAUAAUAUGAAAGAAACCAAAAUAUGACAGUUAUCAGAUUGUGAGUGAGUUCCUUUUUUUAAAAUACCACAAACUUGUGUGUGUGUGAGUGUGUAUAUAAACAUACAUACAUACAUACAUACAUAUACUAUAUGGCCAAAGGUAUGUGGAACCUGACAUCCAACAUCCAAAAUUAUGGGCAUUAAUAUGGAGUUAGUCCACUCUUAGCUGCUAUAAUAACUUCCACUCUUCUAGGAAGGCUACCAGAUGUUGGAGCAUUGCUGCAAGAAUUUGCUUCCAUUCAGCCAGAAGAGCAUUAGUGAGGUUGGGCACUGAUUGGGGUGUACUGUAUGACAUACAGUAUAUGACUGAAGGGGUGUCUGGACAUGGUUUGGGCCAGGUCCCCCAUUCCAGUGAAGACAAAUGUUAAUGCUACGGCAUACAAUCACAUUCUAGACGAUUCUGUGCUACCCCAACAGUUUGGGGAAGACCCUUUUCUGUUUCAGUAAUGCCCCCAGGCACACAGCGAGGUCCAAAUAGAAAUGGUUUUGUUGAGAACCGUGUGGAAGAACUUGACUGGCCUGCACAGAGCCCUGACCUUGACCCCAUCCAACACCUUUGGGAUCAAUUGGAAAGCCAACUGCGAGCCAGGCCUAAUCACCAAAUCAGUGCCCGACCUCACUAAUGCUCUUCUGGCUGAAUGGAAGAAAAUCCCUGGAGCAAUGCUCCAACAUCUAGUAUAAAUUCAUCCCAGAAGAGUGGGGGUUGUUGUAGCAGCAAAGGGUGAAACAACGCCAUUUAAUGCCCAUAAUUUUGGAUGAGAUGUUGGAUGUCAGGUGUCCAUAUACUUUUGGCCAUAUACUGUGUGCAUAUAUAUAUAUAUAUAUAUAUAUAUAUAUAUAUAUAUAUAUAUGCAUAGAGAGAGAGAGAGAGAGAGAGAGAGAGUGAGAGAGAGAGACCAGGACCAGGUGAAGUAUUCUUGGUGGUCCACAGGGUAUAAAUGCAUCAUAUUUCCUUCAAGGAAAUUCCCUUUAAUAUUUUAAGGACAAAAUAUACAUAGUAUAUCAUUGGGGCCAUAUAAGAAAAUAAUUAUUAAAUAUUCCUUGUGCGUGUGAACUGUAUGAGUGGUAUCUAGCAGUGGUUUGUUGUUUUUCUUUUGGGGUGGUUUUCCUAAUUUAGUGUUUUGAUUAUUUUUGCGUUUUUGAUGAUGAAUUCACGUACUGUAUGUGUGCUCUGGGAAUGUGUGUGUUAAUAAGGCAUUAGUUUCACUUUCUACUUUCGCAAGAAUGCACCAUUUUGGAUGUGGGUGUGUGUGUGUAUGAGAAUUACCCUUGCUUUGAAAAAGCUCUUAAAGGUAAUGUUCCAGUUGUUUAAUGUAUAACCGGAGUAAACACUGUCCAAAUUAUUAUUAUUUUUAUUUCUAGAGAUGCCCAAAUAUUUUUCUCACAAUACCAUGAAACCUGAUGAUUAUUUUUUAUACUUCAUGCUGUUUUACAGGUCCUUUUCAGGAAUUUAGAAUUUAAUUACAUUUAUUUUGUGACUGAUUAAGGUACUUUAUUUUGUUUUCAUAACUGAUUAUUGAUGUAUUUAAUGUCAGUCAUGCUCAAAAUGCUGUGUAUGUGUAUACAGCAUACAUGUAUGCACAUACACACAUAUGAUUAGAGAACAUUUUUGUUUCUAAGGCAUUGUUUAGGUAUUUUAAGGAUGCAUUAUAUUUUUAUGUUUAAAUUUUAAGCAUGGAGGAAACCACUGAGGAAAUUCCAGUUAUGUUGGAUGUAUCUAGUUUAUGAAGUACUUUGUUGAUUUAAUGUGUCAAAAAAGACUGAGAGCACUUUUGCUGUUCAUCAGCCAGAACUGAACCUGUUUGGAGUGGGCAGUGGUUCGUUAUUUCACUUGAUAUGCUGCUAUGACUGGUUUUGGGCAGAAAAGCUGUAUUUUUAAUCAACUUUUCAACCAAAGUAGCAAUAAAAAUUUAUAUACUGUGAAA
Molecule: messenger RNA, 12962 nt
Organism: Anguilla rostrata (American eel)
Lineage: Eukaryota; Metazoa; Chordata; Actinopteri; Anguilliformes; Anguillidae
Gene: phlpp2
Product: PH domain and leucine rich repeat protein phosphatase 2
Exons: 19
Coding region: 1085-5389 (1434 amino acids)
Molecular function (GO): protein binding
Source: RefSeq, a predicted model, not a curated record